ACUUAGCUUUUAGGUUUUAUCCGGGCAGCAACUCAUUUGAGUUUCAAAAUUUUAGGUUUUAUUUGAUAUUGCAGAAAAAACAUGGCGCGUGUGCCUUUGGGACCUGGUCCGGGAGCUUACGGGUUGCCACCGACUUUGGGAUAUGAGAAACAUGACAACCGAAAGCUGCGCAUGCCGCAAUAUUCAUUUGGGGCCCGUACAACUAUGUUAGGCCCAGAUCCGGGACCUGGACCAGGUGCCUAUCAGGUAGACAAGCUGACGCGCUAUGGCGUAGGUCGUGGCGCUGAAUACACAAUGGCUCCCAUGACAAAAAUUAUUGACAAAAGAGUCGCGCCCGGCCCCGGGGCACAUGAUGUACACGUAAAGCCGUUUUUCAAAGGUGUUACUGCACCGGCAUAUUCCUUGGGAAAGCGGAAUGAAUUCAGUUUUAAGAAAAUUGGACCCGGACCCAGUGCGUACAAAUUCGAAGUCAGCCCUAUAAGGCCAGCGGCACCAGCCUAUAGCAUGGGCAUGCAAGCUAAGAUUAAUCGGAAGGCGGACUCACCGGGACCUGCGGCUUAUGCUGCCGAUGACCUAAAUCUUAAAUUAAAUCGCGCGCCUGUGUAUUCAAUGAGGCCGACUUGUUAUAUUCGUGGAGAGAAUGUUGGUCCUGGUCCAAAUUAUUAUGAUUUGAUGUAUUAUCGUCCAGGACGGACGGGCCGCGCGUAUUCAUUUGGAGUGCACCACUCGCCGUAUGCUCCACCUAUGAUAGUCAGAUGUGAUAAUAUGUAAUUGCAAUAUUAGAAAACUGUGUAUUAAGAAAUAAAGUUAAACUAAAAACCGA
Drosophila hydei is the source of this 823-nucleotide messenger RNA. Its product is annotated as outer dense fiber protein 3. The transcript has 4 exons. Bases 82 to 771 code for a protein of 229 amino acids. The record is from RefSeq and is a predicted model, not a curated record. Lineage: Eukaryota; Metazoa; Arthropoda; Insecta; Diptera; Drosophilidae.